UCCUGUCAGAUUGUAUUUGGAUUUACACAAUACACUGCAGUCUCUGAAGUUGAUUCGGCAAUUGCGAGUGUGACGCUGAUUGGUGGUGGAUGCGCCGCAAAUGCUGCCCUCACCCAGUGCCAGUCUUCACUGUUUACUGGUGCUGCUAGUGGACGAGCACGCCUAUUGAUUGUACUCAUAGCGGGGAAGUCUUCUGACGAUCCUGCAGGCGGGGGAUCAGCUCUUAAGGGAGUCGGCGUUAAGACGAUUGUUGUUGGAAUAGGAAGUUCCGUUGAUCAGGUGCAACUUUCAUCUAUGGCCUACUCGUCGUCUUACACUUUAUCCUGUGCUUCGUUUAGUGCCUUAGCUGGUAUGAGUGGACAGUUAACAUCACUGAUAUCGCAAGGUACUUGACUGCAUGAAUAUUUUCCUUUUUCAUGAUGAAGGCUUAUAGCUGGUAUCGAUUUUUCAUUGUCUUCUGUUUCUAAAAUGAAAUUAUUGCGUUUUAGGCCGACAGGUUUCCGACGUGUCAAAAUAGGUGGCCCAUUUUGGGAUAGGUCGCAUAUUCAUAAUAAUAAUAAGUAAGUUUAAGGAUUCAAUUCAAUUCUGAUUGGCUAAAAGCACACGCAUUAUUCACCAUAACCAGUUACUGAUGACCAAAUUUGAAAAAAAUUUGAGUUUAACGAGGAAAUGACGUCAAAAAUACAGCCUUCUACAGGUUAAUGCACCGUUAACCGAGAAGUCCUGGGGACGAGGUUGAGUUGUUUUCGUUGUGAAAACUAAAUUGGCGGACACUUCACUCGUUUCAAGAGUAAGAACUACAGCUGGAACUAGACGAAAUAAUGGCCAAAAACAUAGCAAAAACAGCAAGAAGACAACUCGGAGGGCGACAUCUGCUAUUUGCCGAAUAUUUGCGGAGCUGGACAAACCCAAACAUGCACUAUCGAAGAUAAACUUAACAUUGAUGCAGGUAAGCAUGUUUUAGCUAUGUUUUUUAACCUAGGAAUUAUUUUGAAUGAAUAAUAAAGCGAUUAAUGAAUUCGGCUUUCGUAGGGUAUGAAGAAUUAAGCACAUCUCGGAGGGGACGGCCUUAAUUCUUCACAUCCUACUCAACCACAUUCAUUAAUUGCUAAGUAACAACUGAUUGCGCUAUCAAACGAAAAAUAUUUACUUAUUAUCCACCUUUGAACAACUAGCUAUGGCCAGUUUAAAAUCAACAUUCCCUCACGCCCACGCGUGUCUCAAAGAAAUAGUAUUUUUAUACAAUCUUCAGAGUUAUUUCACUGCCUAGGACACUAGGAGGUAAUAAAUGCGAUGUUAGCAGUUAUUUGUGAGCUACAAUCGUGACGUAGUAUUUUGAUCAUCUCAUUAGUCAUUUUUCUUCCCAACAAAAAGAGGCUACCUCAAAAGUCCAAUUUUGAAUACAAAAUUUUGGUGCAACAGUGUUGAGCAUAGCGAUUUUUUAUUAGAGAAUACCGUAGAGUUCUGUCUCACAAAGGUGUGGAUUUGUACUAAUGUAUUUGAAUUUCUCUUGAUGUCCAAUCCGUAAGUUAUUUAUUCUUGUUUUAGCUGGUGGAGUUAGUGUCAGCGGCAGUGGUGGAGCAGCGGGGGCAGCAGGCGGAACAGCAGGAGGAGCAGGAGGAGGUUUGCUAAUUAUGGCGCUUCCUAUUUCUGUAUUAAGUUUAAGAUAUUGAUAUAACGUUUCAAGCAUUUUUUUUUUUGCAAAGCGUUGUGACAAUGGUCAUGUUUAAUACAUUACAUUAGAAAAGGCGGGUUUAUAACCUUUGCCUUGUAAAUUGGAAAAAUCACAGUAGAACGGGCAAUAUUUACUACCAUAAAGGUUCUAAAAUUACUUGAUACUUCUAAUAAUAGCCCACAGUUCUCCUUGUUAUAUUUUAGGUUCAUGUGAUCUGGCCUUCAUGCUUGACGCGUCAGGUAGUAUCCAAGGCGAAGCAAACUUCAAAUUGUGUAUCGAUUUUAUCAAGGUUGUAUUUCAUGCGUUUGGUAUGGGUGGUGGAAUUCGCUUUGCUCUGGUUAUAUUUGGAAGUUCAGCUCAAGUCGUUUUUGACUUUAGCAAAUAUUCCUCAAUCUCGGACGUUGAUGCUGCUUUGGGUCAGGUUAGUAAUUUUACUGCGUAUAUAUUCUUUAGCGUAAUUAAACAUUCAUUUUAUUUUUUUUUUUCUGACUGGAGGUGACGUUGGGAGGGGCAAAUCUUCCUUCGAUUAUCAAAAUCUUAAAUAAACAUAAAAAAAGUGCCUUGUCUAUUGAUUAUUCUUUUAAUCAGGUGAAACUCGUUGGUGGUUCCUGCGCGGCCGGUGCGGCUCUAUCCUCUUGUCAAUCAUCACUUUUUGCCGGCGCUGGAGGUGGUGGAGCCAGUGCCAGUUCUUCGAGUGCAGGGGCAAGUGUAAGUGCGCGCCUUCUUGUGGUAAUGAUGGCCGGGAAGUCAACGGACUCUAUUACGAGUUCCGCCUCUGCAAUCAAAGAAAGUGGUGUUAAAAUACUAUGCCUUGGGUUGGGAGGGAGCUAUGAUAAGGAGCAGAUGACCACCAUGGCUUCUUCAGCUGAAUACUUCCUUUCUGUUUCUACGUUCUCGGCGUUGUCUGGCAUUUCUCAGCAGUUUAUCGGCCUCAUAAGUCAAGGUAAACCUGUUAUGUUUUCAAUGUGGUCUUAUUAUGGGCUGUCACUUGUACGCUAUGAUAAAACCUUCUUUGAACUACACACCAUGUUAACAAAUUUAGGAAGAACACCGAAAGGGACAGUUCUUGAGGGAAGUUAAACUGGUUACAUGGAUCUAGUAACUAACUUUCUAAAAUCAUGAAAUCAUUGAAUGACACGUGAGAGAAUUAAGUUGUGUUAAUUGACCUCCGAAAACUGAACAAGACAUAAAAAUAUUCUUUUUGUUAGCUGGAGGAAUAUCAGCCACCGGAGGUAGCAGCGGAGCCGCUGGAGGAGCGGGAGCAACUGGGGCUGCUGGAGGAGCCGCAGGUACUUUAUUUUGCAUACUGUCUAAUGUUGAAAAUCACUUUUGUCUAGGGGCUGUCUCGCAAGAGUCUUGACAACUUUUAUUACCAGCCGAUUAUAUGCGAUGAGGAGUUUAUUUUAUGAAGAAAAGUAUUAUUCGUACAUCCAAAAUUUAAGAAUAUGGCGAUGAGGAUGAGGAUAGAAAGACACUUCUAGAUCCUCAGUGCCCGUAUGCUUUUAUAUCUUUGAAAUGCUUGAUGCAUCUCUAUAUUUUGUCUCUCACCAAAGGUUACAUAGAUUGCAGUGUCCAUUGCACUCCUAACUUUAACAUGCAAUAAAAUUCCCGCCCAUUUAUUUAUAAUUUCGAGAUGAACGUGAUUUUUUGUUGUUGUUGUUAAAAAACAAAGUCAUCGCAGUUUUAUAACAUAUGGAUAUACACUUUAGUUUAAAAUCGCUAUACGGUGUCGUCCACCUCAAACUGAUGAUUUUAGCAACAAGCCAGUGACGCACGAUUCACAUUUUUUUAAAAUGUUGCCGCUGUUGAGUUCCACAGCUUUCAACGUACAGUGGAAUUCCGCUGUACGGACACCCCCCUAAUUCCGACACCCCAGUAAAACGGACAGUUUUCUUUGUUCUAACGGAAUCCCACAUAUUUUCUCUAAAAUUAACUGCUCAUACAGACACCCGUAUUUAAGGACAUCACAGAAACUUUUCUGUGUCUCGAGUGAUAAUUGUAAACAUUUUCCCUGUUCACCCUUUUUACCGGUGCAGUCUUUGUUGUCCUUGGUCCUGUCCGUCUUCUCCUUUCUCUGCUUUGGUCUAUAUAUCAAUAAAACAUGUGUCUCUGACGUUGUUUCCGAGACCCCGCUUAGUACGGGCAUCAGGAUGAUACGGACAACGCGGCAUGUCUCAUUGCUGUUUGUUUCAAGCGGGUUUUGCCUUACCAUGUAAUAGAGAUUCUAAUCUCUUCCAACCCAGCCUUCAAAAUAAUUACAGAAUGUUGAGUCAGCUUAUCUCAACCUCCAACAAAGCAUGAUACUCUUGUUUUUCAAACAAGAAUUGCAGCAUCAAUUUUAUUGACAAAAAUGCGUUGAACCGUGCGUUACUGGGUUGAGGGAAUACUUCAGCUUCUAGAAACGUGGGUUGUCAGAAAUUUUCAUCGAUCCAUGUUUAACGGUAUACUUAUCCCCUUAACUAAAUGCAAUAGUUACAGCAGCUUUCAUUUCAUGGAGAAAAAACAGAUAAAUAAAUAGCUGUAUUUUUUAGUAUUCGCCACAUUAUCACGCCACAAUGACAGCAAGUUCCCGCAAAUUAGUGCUGUUUCCACAAUCGCACUCGUCAGUCAAACAUUUUGGUAAAAAUUGUUUGCCACCUUCACGCCUCAUCUCUUCCCGCUGAAUCAGUUCUUAAUUUGAAUAUUUAUCAAACAAUAGCUGUAUAACUUGCGCUCACUUUCCGAAAAAUAAGUCUCUCCAUGCGCAUCUACGUCUUUUGGCUUGAAUAGUACUAGCAAGCAUGCAUUUCUAAUCAUUUAGGUACCGUAAUCUUUUCCAAUCAUUAUUCAUAGGCCGGAGAUGACAGAGAUUAGCUAGGUCCGCCAGCGUCUAGGAGAGUCAGUAAUAAUUAGCCUGAUUCCCUGAACAAGAGAAAUAUGUAGUACAUAUUGCAGGUACAAUAUACAGGUAAAGAGGUUGAGGUGUUGCGAUAAUCCUAGGAGGUGUACGCACAGUGGCAAAACUGUACAAUUUUAACCAAUUUGGUAAAUUUAAUACGAUCUGAAUAAACUAUUGUAGACGGUAUUGUGUGGCGGGUACACAUAUUCUUUUAUUAUAAGAAUACAAUGCAUGCACGUGAUGUGGUAUACAUCCGUUAAAAAAAAAAAAAUUAAAAUUAAGUUUGAUUGUGAAUCCAUCGCUUGUGUUUGUUAAUAGAACCAAUUCAAUUUCUGUAAUUGAACAAUGUGAAAACUUGAACGACCUGUUCUUUGUUGAAAGUGAGACGAUAACAUGAAAUGAACCAGACGCUUUUACUGUCGUUAUUUUUGUUGUUGCUGUUGUUGUACUGUAAGUUCUAUGGAUCGUGCAGGAAGAAAGGAAUUGCUAUUAUAGUAUUCAACAUGCCUGCUCGUAGUGACCAACGGGUUCAUAACACAUCAUGAGGAAUUUGAUGCAUGCAGGGUAUGAGAGAUUGGAUAGAAUCACCAAAGCAUAGUAAUAAGAAUGUAAAAGAAAGUGAAACUGUUUCGCGCUUUUUCAAAGGUGCUGUUGAUCUGGCUUUCAUGCUCGAUGCUUCCAGCAGUAUAGGUGGGGAAGCCAAUUUCAAGCUAUGCCUCCAGUUUAUUAAAUCAGUUUAUUCCAGCUGCACUAUCUCACCAACGGCGUACCGAAUAGGCCUGGUACUAUUUGGUGCUUCAGCAUCCGUGUCGUUUGACUUCAGCAAGUACAGCUCAGCGAGUGAAAUUGAUUCCGCCAUUACAAGUUUGACAUUGAUGGGAGGAGCAUGCGUAGCAGGACAAGGCCUACGCACUUGCCAGUCACAGAUUUUUGCCCAAUCACGCCAAGAAGCGUCCAAAAUUCUUUUGGUGUUGAUGGCUGGGAAAUCAACAGACGACGUAUCGAACGUAGCUGGGUCAUUAAAAUCGUCUGGAGUCAAGAUAUUCUGUCUUGGAAUGGGAAGUGCCUUUGACAGGACCCAACUUUUAGCAAUGGCUUCAUCUGAAUCUUAUAUCCAGAUACAAGCUGACUAUAACCAGCUCACAUCGUUGUCGAGCGUGUUUUUAUCACUUUUUGGCCAGGUUUCUAGUGGUAAGUAAAUUAUUUAAGGGCAAUAAGCAACACUGAUUUAAGCACAAGAUAGUCAACUUCUUUCAAUCUCAGAUGAGCGGUAUAAAAGUGAUACUAAUGGAAGGGUUGAUGGUGACUAAAAUACCUCAAUGUUAGGCAUAUUAAAAAGAUGAGUUGGUAGUCCAGGGUGUGAAAGGUAAACAAGGCUGCGGAGCCAUUCAGCUGUCAUAUUGUAAACAGUAAAUUAUUUACUGCCUAGUUUAUGUAUCGUCAUGGUUUCAACCUCGCUUUACUUAACUCUUUAACCAGUGAACUUGGGUAAGGCAGGAUGUAGCACAAAGCGUGAUAUUAGCAAAUCAGAGCAUUGAAUGAAUUGAAGCAUUAAUUUUAAAGCAGAGAACAAAAGAUAUCAAAACCCUUAAGGAUUUUUAUACAUCUGUAAGAAGACAACUAACACCAAAACUUCGAGAUUAAAUCAACACCGACAUCAUUCCCAUGUACAGUAACUCACUGCCGACAAAACUGAUCCACCUUAACUUCAACAGCAUCACUUUUGGUGUGCAGUACCUGGACAUAUAUAUCCUAUAUAACGAAUUAAAAUUGCGUCUGAGACGAGAAAAAAACUACUGACUUUGUUUCGUCUUGAUAUGUCCUACGCUAAGCUUCUUCGCCCACCCUGGGUUUGCUGGUUACAAGGUAUUCUUUCCUAUUGUGUUUAGCGUUUAUCCUUGGACCCAAAGAUAGGUCAUGUGGCCGAACACUAUAGUAGAAUACGCUCUAAUCGAGCUAAACCGUAACGUCUCUAGUGAAAAAAUAUCGUUCAUUAACAAAGAAUACAACAUUGAAGAAGGGUUUAUAGCAAUGAAAAAAGAAAUGAAACUAUUGUUCUAAUUAGAAGCCUUUGUAUCUGCGUGUUUUUUUUUUCAAAUAAAAAUGGAAUUCAAACUUUUGCUUAUCAACGGCGAUGAUGCUGUCGAUCGGCGAAAGCUUGGAUUCCAUUUUUUUUUUAACAAAACAGCAGUUUAUGGCUUCAUUAAAACAACAUUUUCAUUCCAAUCAUGCUGCUGAAGGACAACAUGAACAGGUUGUUAAAGGAAAUAAGCCACACAGAUCUUAAGGAAGAAUCCUUCCUAUCUGAUCUCGAUAGCAUAUGGAAAUCACGCCUAAAAAAAUUCAAGUAUAGAACAGACUUCAAAUUAGUCCAGGAUCGGCGUAACCGUCAUUUAGUUUACCAUACUGGAGAGCUCUGUAUGUAAUAUAACGAAAUGCACUUCGAAAGAGCAGUAUUUGAAAUUAAUAAAUACCUGCUAGGAUCUUCCCGAAAAAAUAUGACGUAUUAAGCCAAUACAGAACCUUUCCCUUGGAGAGUAUAAUAUGAAUUAAUUUUAGGUGUGAGUUUACCUUCCAUCACGUCUUCAUCAUCUCACCCACGCUGCAAAAAUCAACACUUUGGCCAGACCAAGAAAAAACAGGACCACUCAGUGCUGUAGUUCACGUCACAAGCUUGAGGCAAGAGCUUCAUCAGCUGGAAUCGUUUGUCAUCUUAUUACUCUCACUUCAUUCACGAAUGGGUGCAAAUCAUUGUCACCGCCAAAAAUUGGUUGCAUCUUUACAGGCAAAAGAAAACUGUCUUCCGUUGGUAAGAAUACACCUGAACAAGUAAAAGCUACAAAUUUAAACACCAUCGGUCCAUUUACAAUUUGUCAUUGCAGUCAAGUCCAUAACUCCGAAAGAGGAGACCACAAUUUUAGAAUUCAUGGGAUUAUUUCAUUCUUCUUCGCACUGGACCUACAGUUUAUCGACCAGAAUGGCCUACAUCCGCGUGUUCGGGUGGGGCCAGUCGCCGGAAGCUCUUAGAGUAAUAGUUUCCGAUUAAAUAGUGGAAUACCUGGGUAAUCAUUUGGAACAGGGAACAAUAGGAAAUUAUAACGAGUAUCCUCAUCCGGUUAAUUAGGUGUCUAUGCCGGGGGCUAGGCAAUUUGCAGUCUGUUUGAGUCUUUAACGGCUGGAUCAGAAAGCACCGGUAGUCCACCUGCAGGAUCUGCAUCCACGUCCUCGGUUAAGUGCAGCUGGAGGCACUUUGAGUGGCCGUUUGGGUAAGUCUUCAACAGGUGGGAUUCCUGUUCCAUCAGAUUGAACAAGAAACCCUACCAAUUCAAACUUGUGAAAGAGUUGCAACUGGUAGUUUAAGUGGGGUAAGAAGCACUGGCUUUCCAUUAUGAUUAUCUCCAUCCGCUUCGUCAGGUGGUGCUGUCGGAGUUUAUUCGAGUGGAAUCAUCGACAGGUGUAAAUUGUCUACCUAAUCAGGUAGAGUAGGGAACACUGGAAAUCAAUCAGGAGGUUCCACGUCUGGUUCUUUAGAUGCUGCUUCUUAAGACCCUGCAACUGACAGUUUGGAUGAACCUUCAAAAGCAGAAGCAGGAAACACUAUCACUCCAUCUAGAGGUUCCACACCCUCUUUAUCAGUUGGUGCUUGCGGAGGCCCCGUAAAUGGCAAAUUGCGUUGGUCGUUGAGUGGCGUAUUAGGAAGCAUUGAAAUUUCAUCAGGAGAACCUCGUUUGAUCGGCUUUUGUGAUGUUGUUGCAAGAGUCUCUUCAUUAGAUGGGUCAGGAGGCAUAACGUCAACAGUUUCAGAAGAAUCAUCUUGAGGAACAACUUCCGAUGAUGUCGCUGGAUAUUUUACAGGAGGGAUUUUAGGAUAACCGAUAUGAGUAGAGAGUGUAAGUGGAUAAGGUGGGAGUGCCAGAAAAAAGGAGGAUUCAUGAGUGGUGGUUUAGGUAGAUAAAUCUUCAACAGGACGUAUUUCAAGUAAUUCAACAUGAAUCGUUCGUUCACCGGUUAGUAAAGUGCGGGUACUGAGAACGCAUUUGCCUGUUUCGUUCACCAAGGAAUGAAUUUCAUGGCAUAUCACACACUUCUUGGGAUAAGUAAACAGAGAAGCCACAGAGACUAAGUAGCAGUUUGUGUUGACCAUUUCUUGUGCUUAGAGCAAUUACGCGAGUCAGAAGAAAAUUAAGAUUAAAUUGAGUAGUCACGGAUUUUUUAAUGUGCUCCCCAAAACUGUAUCUGCUUUAAGUGGGAUGAACGAUAUGUAUAUUGUUGAAAGUAUUUACUUCAUCACACGCUCAUGCCCAUGCUUGCAGCACAAGACCUUUUAUGCAAGAGGUGAAAUUAACCUAAAGGAAAGAUGCUCUGAUUACCACCAACUCAUUUACAAUUUUAUCACCAACUCCAUCCAAUCCAUAUCCCUUCGUUCAAAGAACAUUUAGGAAUGAAAUUAAUCGAACACGAUAAAAGGAACUGUGCCUCUUUUAACAUUUUAAGGAGUGUGACAUAUUUUCGUGCAUUCGUACAGGAUCAGUGAACGGAUCUGCAGGUGGAGCUGCUGGAGCCUCCACUAGUGGUGUUGCAGGAGGAUCUUCGACAGGACAAAUAUCUGGAUCAUCGGGUUCUGCAGGAAGCACAGCAGGGGGUGGUGCGUCUGCUGGUACAGGUGGGGCGGUUGGAGGGUCUACAGGUGGUGGUGGCGCGUCAGGUGAAACAGGAGGAGUAAGUGGCUCAACAGGUGGCGUUACUGGGUCAUCAGGAGGAACAGGUAGUACAGCAGGCUCUAUGGGUAGCUCUACUAGUGGGGGCACUGGAGGCUCAUCAGGAUCUACUGCUGGCGGAGGGAAUUCGGGAGGUAGUGGUGUGUCUGGGGGUACAGGUGGGACGGUUGGUGGGUCAACGGGGGCUGGUGGAUCGUCAGUUGAAACAGGAGGUAUAAGUGGCUCAACAGGUGGUGUAAGUGAGUCAUCGGAGGGGAGUAGUGGUAUUUCAGGUGGCACAGGUAGUACAACAGGCUCUGUGGGUGGCCCUGGUGGGGCUAUUGGGGGUUCUUCAGGAUCUACUACUGGCGGAGGGAAUUUGGGAGGCGGAGCGGGGGCUACGGGCAUAAGCGGUAUUGGAGGAUCAAAUCAAGGAGGAGCGGCUAGUGGGGGCACUGUAGGUUCAUCAGGAUCUACUACUGGCGGAGGGAAUUUGGGAGGCGGAGGGGGAGCUACGGGAAUAGGCGGUAUUGAAGGAACAAAUCAAGGGGGAGCAUCGAUUGGGGGCACUGUAGGUGAGUUUACCUUGAGUGGAAACAGAGAAAAAGAGAUGAUUAUCUUCACUUGAAUGGUAGUAGAUAUACAAUGGAUACAUAAUGAAAUUCCUCUGUGUGUCUUGAUGAUGUAUUGGGUCGUGCGUGUUUUAAUGAUGUAUGGAUACUAGAAAGAAAAUAGCAUAUCAGUAAAGUCAAAUAAAAUGCUCACAGAAAGAGCAGAUGUGGUCUACAAUGCCUUCCUAUAAAUGUGAAUGAACUUUUUCGUCUGCGUCGGGAAAGCUUAGAAAUGAAAGGAAAUUUUUAGAGGCCGUGCGUAGACCAUUGCUCUGUCACUUAACUCUUGAUUGAAUUUGCAGAUAAAAAUCCAAAUUUGCAAAUUCUAAAAUAAAUGAAGAGUUUUCUUCUUGAUCCAUGGAAUUCCCUGUUAUCCUAAGGAUUCAUUAUGUUGCCCAGGAUUUCUGAGAUUCAUUUCGCUUUGAAUAUUUUAAUAGAUUCUGGUUCAACACAAAAGCUGUUUCAUAGUAUAGAUCAAUGUUCGAUUAAUAUGAGUAAAGGAAGGCAGUGGUGUUUACACUCUUACCUCAGUUUUAAAAUCCCUGAGUAUUAAUAACUAAGGGCCGAGCAGACACACGCUCAAAUGUGUUCAAGUUGAGUGAAAAAAAACGUAAUUUUCUUUUGAAAGAUAAAACAUAAAUAGUCAACGAGUCUAGAGGAUAACCAGGGCGUUAGAAAAGUAAGAGAGAUAAAAACUAUGGAGUCAGGUAGGUGUGUACUACGGAUUAUUUCUUUAUUGGCCGCAGCAAUUGCAAUUAUUUCAUUGAUAAAAAUAAUACCCUUCCAAACUCUUGUCAUUGCCGGGUUUUAUGUGAUGUAUUCCAUCAAGUACAGGACGUUUCCUACCCGCAUUGUUAACGGGUGGAUUCAGGGUCCCUGAACGAUUCCCACUUCCGCUGAUUGCGUGACCUUUUCCCCUACAUGUUUGAGAUAGCCAGCCGGUUAACCUCCCGCUUGUUGUCGUUUUGGCCUAGUCUAUAUUUUAGCAAAGAUGCAUGAGCUCCAUGUUAUUUCUGAUUAAUUCCAAUAUUUUGCAGGAGGAACCGGAGGCAUCGGAGGAGGCGGCAGCUCUGGGGGAGCAGGAGGCAUUGGAGGAGCUACUGGCGUCGGUGGAAUUGGUGGCACUGGGGGAGCUGGUGGUAUCGCGGGAACUGGGGCCAUCGGAGGAGCGGGCGGAAUUGGAGGAUCCGGGAGCAUCGGAGGAACUGGGGGAACUGGAGGAACUGGCAGCAUCGGAGGAGCUACUGGCAUCGGAGGAACAGGUGGCAUUGGAGGAGCCGGCGGCAUCGGAGGCGUUGGCAGCAUCGGAGGUGCCAGUGGAAGUGGUGGAAUAGGAGGAGGCCUGGCAGGUGGAAAUGGUGCCAAUGGUGCAGUUGGGGUUGGUGGGUCCACUGGAGGAACAGGAGGUCAGCUGCUUUAUUCCAAAAUUUUAGCAAUUACGACAUUUUGUAACGUAAUAUUCAAACAGGAAAAAAGAAAACCAAAACUUGCUUUUAAUCCAGCGGGGGGAAUAGGCGAACGAAUAUUUAUUUGUUGGUUAUCUCUAACCGUAUUGCUAAAAUGGCAUAAAUACAGUCUUCAAGACCGGGCCGGUCUAAAAGAUGGUAAGAUCAUGUGGGCUUUGAUUAAGACAUUGUCUCAGUUCCGUGAUUACGUCAUGUUACAGUGAAGUUGUCCUUUUGGUGUUACAUUCGAGACCCUUUCUUGCUUUUUUUUAGGAGAUUUGAAAUAACCCCAGCUGCUUAGUUCUGAAGAAGCAGCAUUUGCUAGUGCAAAGGCCGGGGAAAUUAUAUAAUCCUAUAGACAUUUUUCUAAAAAGAAAAUAAAUAUAAUGAAAUAAAAGCACAGACGAUAAAAGUAAAUGAUUAAUUCUUUAACUUGCUGUUGCAAUGUUCUUUCCAACUGGUUGAGGCUUAUAAAGCUAACAAACACGAACAAAGUGGAAGACGAGUUAGUUCCCAUCGUGACACUCGUUCUCCUUUAUAAAAUGUGUUUCAAUUUUUGUUAUCAUCGCAUUUUCCAUGUAUUAUACUUUUGAGAGAUUUCUGUAAACCACUUUUGCAUAAGGCUAAGAGGCAAAAUCUAACAAAAGUCAGUUUUUUUAGAUAUGUAAGACAUGAAAUAUGUUAUAUAACAUCUAUUCACAAAUAAAGUAGGGUAUCAUUUUUUCAAUGCGAAUGUUACAAUUCAAUUUUAACUCGCAGGAGUAACUGGACUGGGUCUGGAAUGCACGAUAAGGCCUCUGCACUUACCACAUUUAUGUUUAUGCCAGCCGUCAGCUUCUAGUUGCAGAGUACAAAACGUUGGUCAAGGUAACUGCCGCAUCCUUCAUAAACAAUUAUUACUGACCCUGAAACAAUAGACCAACAUAUACAUACUCGUACUAGGACAAGCGACGGCUGACAUUUGCAAUUAUCGAUAUUAUCCACAUGGGAUCCGCUUUUUUUUUUAAAUGUCGACGUAGUCACUGAGUGUUUAAAUUCAGAUUUUUUUUUUCUGGUGCAUAAAACUAAACGACGAAGAACAAUUGAAUUUAGGGCCCAAAUCAGCUACGUGGAAACUUUGUUUUUAGUAAAUAUAUUGUUUCCGGACUCGAAGGCCUGGAAAACAAUGAUGAAAGGCAAAUGAGUCAAGGAUUAUAUUGUCAAAUCAUGUACAAAAUAUGACUUAUACUCUACGCAUAUGCAUUCCUUAAUGAUACGCGAACUGGGAAUACGCAGAUGUUGAGAAAAUGCACGCCAGUAAAAAUAUAAUAGGGUAUGUAGUAUGGUUAUAAAACAUUUCAUGUAAACUAUAUAAUAUAAACCGAAAUUUUUCUAAUACACAGAGAUUUUAGUGAUUAAAGUAGUUAGCAUGAAGGUCCCUACGAUGACGGGAAAUGCAUGGAAGUGACAUUUAUGAGGACCCAUUCAUGGGGCCUAAAAGCAAAAACUCUCUCUAGAUGAGGCGCCUACCACAGGAAAGGGAGUUUUUCUGAGAUCUCCACCUGACAGAAGGCAGAUGAAGGACAUCGCAGAGUUGAACACGCAUGUGGGUGUACAUUCUCCUGAUCCUCCACCAAUUCACACAUCAGUGACAAUCCCUGUCCUAGUCCUGUCACCUGGACUGCCAACUUCUUCUCCAUCUACUUAAGCUGUUGUAGUUCCAAGCCACCCCUUUUGAAGACGCCAGGGAAUGUUAUUUUCAAUCCCUGCUUAGGAUAGGGUUGUAGAUGAAGUUCACCAUACAAAUGGCAAUGAUGGUCCCUUUUGGUUGCCGUCCAGAAAAUAUCAUCCAAUUCAGUAUGCUUCCAGGCCAACACACAAAGAAGGCACAUAUGCAUCAAGAAAUGCCAUUUGGGAAUAUGAUUGGGAUCAUCUGAAACUUCUAUGGCUUGUAAUAAUAAAUUGCUAAGGUAUAAUUCAAAUAAGAGCGGAAUUCGGUACAAACUCUUGGUGAGUUGCAUGCGCGUGAGCAUGGAACUAAUCGGAAGGAUCCAAAAAAACGGUUGCAAAAUACCCAAAGUAACGCUCACAUGAAGUAUGACAGCAUUAUGGCCAGACGCCACUUAACAAAAUGACGAUUUAAUGAUUAACUUCACCUAACGGUGACGGCCGUUGACAAGAAAACAAUUAAAACUCCUCUACAUGUCAUUGUCUGUUCUACGUGAGAUAGUAAAACGCUUUGGAAUAAUAUAUUAAACUGUAUCUAAUUUACACGACGACGUUUCGAUUGAAACGCUUCAAUUUUCAAGCUUCAGUCUCCAUUUUCACUUGCUCGUGAAAGUAAUUUCAGCGUGAGAUGAAAGCUAUCGUAAACACUUAUUGUGGCCAGGCAUAAUCUGUUUUAUUAAUUCUUAAACGCUUCAUAGAAAAAAAUCUAAAUCUAAUUUUUCUUUGUGUGAUGAUUAAAGGAUUCAGAUCCUUUUAAACAAUAACAAAAACGUUUUGUUUGUAAAGAUUGUUCGUUGACAUAAUUUAGUAUGCUGAAUCGCCAUAACACCGCAUGCAGUAGAGAGCCUAGUAAUCUUGUCUAAUAUAAAACGGCACAUUUAAAGGGCCAUUAUUUAAAGCAAGAACACUCUCCUUAAGAUAUUGAUGAUGAAAUAAAUGUAGUAGCUUAUUCAUACCAGCGUUCCUUCGUUACUAUGAUUUUGGAGCAUCCCGGGUUUAAGAAAUCUGCCUUUUGACGCCUUUUCACUGAAAUGACUGCAAAUUUAGGCUGGUUUUCAAAAAAUCGGCUACAUAUAAAUUCGAAAUAUUGUAUCAGCAUCCCAGGAAACGUCUCGAACAUAAACAACACGUUCUAAAUCAGUCCCAAAAUCAAAAUCCUGUUAGAAAACCAGAAUUGUGUGGAUAUUUAUGACGAGUAUACCCUUCUUUGUUCUAAGGUUAUUUUCCUUUCUUUUUUUCUUAUCAGGAACUGCCGGAGGCAGUAUGGUCGGAGUUGGAGGAAUUGUCGGAGGAGGUGGAACUUCCGGAAUAGGGGGUAGCAUGGGAGGAGCGGGUGGUGGCAUGGUAGGAGGAGGGAGCAUAGGCGGUGGUGGAGGCAUGACUGGGGGAGGUGGAAGUAUGAUAGGGGGUGGAGGAAAUGUAGGAGGUGUUGGGGGCAUGACAGGAGGCGGCGGUAAUGUAGGAGGGGGUGGAGGUAUGAUAGGGGUUGGAGGAAAUGCAGGGGGUGGCGGAGGUAUGAUAGGAGGUGGAGGAAAUGUAGGUGGUGGCGGAGGUAUGGUAGGAAAAGGUGGUAAUGUAGGAGGUGGUGGAGGUAUGAUUGGGGUCGGAGGAAAUGUUGGUGGGGGUGGGGGUAUGAUAGGGGUUGGGGGAAAUGCAGGGGGAGGUGGGGGUAUGAUAGGAGUUGGCGGAAAUGCGGGAGGAGGCGGGGGUAUGAUAGGAGUUGGCGGAAAUGCAGAAGGUGGUGGGGGUAUGAUAGGAGGCGGCGGUAAUACAGGUGGUGGCGGAAGUAUGGCGGGCGGUGGUGGAAAUGUAGUGGGUGGAGGUGGUGCAGGCAUGAUAGGUGGUGGUGGUGGUGGUGGAAUGGUUGGGGGUGGCGGAAGCAUGGGUGGAGGUAUAGGGAUUGGCAUGGGUGGCGUUGGAGUAGGCGGGGGAUUUGGUGGUGCAGGAAUGUUGGGAGGAGCUAGAGGAAUGGAAGGUAAUUUUACCAAUAUGAAUUAACUACGUUUGCUUAUGAGCUUAUUACUUACUUAUUAUUCUCCUUUUUUUUUCUAGUAAUUUUGGACUUGGGAUUUAUGAUCGAUGGAUCCUCCGCCGUUCUCAAUGAACAGAACUUUCGGCAAAUUCUCAAUUUUGUUAGCGCCGUGUCUCAUUCUUUCUCCAUCGGUCAUCAUAUGACACGAGUGGGAGUUGUUGUGUUUUCUCUAGAAGCUUUUGUGAUUUUCAACUUCCACACUUACUUCGAUAUACAAAACAUAGAUCAAGCGUUGAACUCUGUGCAGUACCCAGGAACAGACGGCCCAGGCACGUACAUCGGACGGGGUUUACACGUGGCACAUCAUUAUCUUUUCAGUAGCUCAGGGAGGGCUCAUGUUCCGAGAGCGUUAGUGGUGGUUGCAGCGGGAAGGUCUAUCGAUGACGUCAUCACGCCCUCAAUGGACAUUAGGUCGCAUAGUGUAGAAAUGUUCUGUGUUGGUGUUGGGAACCUUUACAGUAAGCUGCAGCUCCAUGCUAUGGCAAGUUUUCCACACAGUGAACAUAUUUUUAGAGGAGACUACGCGCUGAUAGGCAAUACCGCUCAACAAGUUGUGACCAAGAUUUUAAAAGGUAAGCCCGUAAAUCUACUAUGGUAAUCUCGAAGAUGGUAGACAUACUGAUAUUCCUAAUCAGCCAAUUAAGAUAUUAAUUAAGAAAUAAAAAUUAAAAUGCUGCGAUUUGAAGAGGGAUAAUGAUGAACGAAUGGGAACCACAUUACUUGAAGGGAACCUCUUGGAGCAAUAGCGAACAAACAACAAGCGUAACCGACAUAUGGCGUCGUCCUUGGGAAAACUCUUGGUUUGAGUUGCGUAGCACUACCAAUUCAUCUCCCUUAAACACCUCCCUACCCCUCUUCAUUGGAUUGUUUGCUUUUGUGGAAGACCGUUAAAAAAUCAUACACAUAUAGUAUUAUAAAGAUCUAGCUUUUUGUUCUUGAUUUGAUCGCAGGUAUAUCCGUUCAUUUUUGUCGUCCUUGCUAUGACAGUAAGUUAAGCUUUGUGUUUUAAAUAUUUUAGACAUAUAUCAGUUCAUUAUUGGCCAUUGAAGUGAAACAGUAGGUUAUCAUUCGCAAUAAUGACCUACUUCUCUGUUGAUUGAAAAUAAUAACCUGUUCAAAACAAUGCAAUGGUGCGUUAAAUUCAAAUAAAACACAAAAUGAUCCUCACUUACUUGAUUCAUUGAGUAUUCAAUAUAGAACUCUUGUGGAAAGUGAGCGCGUACGGUAUUUACGCACGUUGUUGACGUAUCAGAAAUCGAACAAGUGAGCGCAGGGAACGAGUAAAAUUUCUGAUUCAAGAACAACGAAGGCACACCUGUUACGAGGGAUGAGCUCAUGAGCUCAGCCGUAACAGGUGGUAAGGGUUAUGGCCUCUAAUGGCAGUCCGGAAAAGUGCGUAAAUACCGUACAAGACACUUUUGUGACUCCAAUCAAUGAACGCAGGCUCCGAUCAACGAAUGUUCUCGCUUAAUGACUUCGAACAACUAGCGAGACAACUCGCUCCAGGCAACCAGAAAAAAACGGCAAAUUGGGCGCGAAACUCGCGCAGCCACUGUGGCUUUUGACUGGACUUAUCAUUUUUCUCACAUAUGAAAAAAAAAAGAAAAACGUUCUGAUUGGACCAUCUUUUUACACGUGUGAAGAAAACCGUUCACUCCUAACUGGUAGAGCUCAUUUGCAUAAGGAAAUGUUUAGUUAAGGCAAAGCUUUUCAGCUUUGCCUGAUUUAUUAGCCGAAAAAAGUAAAUUUCUAUGCUUAUAUCCAAAAUAACGAUAAUUGAUUAAACAAGCCUUGUUUGUCAUUUUUCAAAGGUCAUCAUGAAUUAUGCGAUUACUGCCCCAGUGAAUUUCGAAAUGAGGAGGAGGGAGACGCUGAUGACGUCGAUGACGGUUUUAAACGCCAUCACCGCCAUCAUCAAGAUCACCAGCUUUCCCAUAUAAAACAGUCCACCGGUGAUAGUCCACCCGACUCGAAAAAAAUAACAAAAACCAGUGGGGAAUACGACUUCGAACAAUCAAAAUCUCUUAAGAUGGCAAACAGCCACCAUUCUCAUCAUACACAUAAUAAUAAAUACAAGGAGACAGAAGACGCUUAUGAACCCAUCCAAUCUACGUCAAACCUUUUAACUGGGGAUUUGGACAUAGACAGUGACCCAGCAAAUUAUGGAGAAUAUAAAUAUGACAAGAUGACUGUCGAAGAAAAUGGUUAGUGCAGUACUAAGCUCUUAAUCCUUCACCUGUGCUGGGUGACCAGUGUCUAAUGUCUCCAAAUCCUGUAACUUCUCUUUAACGCUUUUUCGUUCCCCUGAAUGAAGAUUAAAGCCUGGUCCGGUUGCUGAGGCCGAUCAGCGCUAAUCCAGGUUUAAAAUUUUGUUCCACGUUUUGUAUUUACCUUCCUAUGCAUUGCUUAGAGUAACAUUUUGUGUUAUCAUUUCUUUUCUCUUUUUUUUUUCAAAGUAUCAAAACAAGAAAACCUUGUUUAAAAUUUGGCUUAAUUGUGGAUAAAACUAAUAACCAUCUUCUGAGGAACCAGACCCAGAGUUUUUUGGACCACGAAAACAUGUCCCUUACUAGAGGUUUCCUUUCAAAAGAGGGAAAAGAUACAAAAAUUGUAUAAUUUUUUUCUUCGGGACCAAAUUUUGCGAAGACUUGCUCUUGGCCUUAUGGUGCGUGGGAGAAUUUAACUGUUUGGAGACUGCCGAGUCAGCAGCGAAAAAAACCUAUGCCCCCUUUAGACCGGUGAUCUGUUAAGUAGCAUGAUUAAUUACUAGAGAGGGGAUUUGAAACACUUAAGGGAAUUAUGACUUGACAUUUUGGAUUUUUCGUUUUCUUUUCUUGUAUUUUUUUUCAAUCAUUUCGAUCUUUCUUUCCCAUUAGCUUAUGAAAAUAACUUAUUGAUAAUAUCUGCAUUAUUACUAAUGUAUAAAUUGUUCUUCCUUUGUAGACUGCAAGGAUUAUUCAGAUGACUGCAGUGAAUACGCUUCCCGUGGUUUCUGCAGUGACUAUGCUCCAACGGCAAGCAUAGGAACCAUAAGUAUGAUGUGCAAGCGAGCCUGUGGAAUGUGCACUGAAGUAACGUGA
Porites evermanni is the source of this 18125-nucleotide messenger RNA. The record is from the annotation of a GenBank genome assembly. Lineage: Eukaryota; Metazoa; Cnidaria; Anthozoa; Scleractinia; Poritidae.